AUGCAAGCAUCUUGGAUAGUUCAGAAAAUAUUGAAGGCUGCAGAAUACAUGGAGGAAGCAGGGAUACAAGAGGAGGAAAUCAAAAAGAUGGCUAAGUUCAAUAUGCAUAUGAUAUACAGGAAGUUGCAAGGAGAAUUUCAGAAAUGCACGUGGAAAAGGCUAAUAUGUAAUAACUAUGCUAUUCCCAGGUGGAAAUUCAUCUUAUUUCUGGCAUUACAUGACAGGCUACAGACGCGAGAUAGAGUGGCUAAAUGGAGUCUAGUGGAAGAUAGUUCAUGCACUAUGUGUGAGGAAGAUCCUGAAACUAUUGAACACUUAUUUUUUGGAUGUACGAUGACUGAGCAGAUAUGGAGCAACAUACUAAAAUGGCAAGGGAUUAAAAGAAGAGCAAAAGGGUGGGCUGAAGAAGUGAGGUGGGCUGAAAUGAAUGUAAAGGGGAAAUCAGCAAAGUCUCACAUGUAUCGGAUUUGUUUAGCAGCAUGUGUCUAUCAUAUUUGGCAUAAGAGGAAUAUGAGAGUUUUUCAGCAGAAAAUCAGAAGCAAGGAAGAAGUUCUGCGAGCAAUAGCACAAGAGAUACAUUACUGUGGCAGCAAGUACAGAAAGUUAGAUAAAACAUUACAGGAAAUGAAGUCAUACCCGCGAUUUGAGUGA
Messenger RNA from Nicotiana attenuata, 651 nucleotides. RefSeq lists its product as uncharacterized. The transcript has a single exon. The record is from RefSeq and is a predicted model, not a curated record. The coding region runs from base 1 to 651 and encodes 216 amino acids. NCBI's taxonomy places the organism in Eukaryota, Viridiplantae, Streptophyta, Magnoliopsida, Solanales, Solanaceae.